AUGUUUGCAAAUAGCUCUGCGUAUAUCUUUAGGUACUUGUUAGAGGGACAAGAGAACAUGCCUAGGUCCUUUUUUGACGACUACAUACUCCAGCAGCAACUAGGCACUGGACACUAUGCCAUUGUAAAGGAGGCGAGGGAUCGUACAACGGGCGAUAUAGUUGCUGUGAAGAUAUUUCAUCCCAAUAAGACUGGCGGUUCUGGGUCGGAGGAGGAAGAGACAAAGCUCCGACAAGAAAUGAACCUUUUGUUGUCGAUCAAUCAUCCGAACAUUGUAAAAUUCAUCUCUCAUUAUGUGGAACCUAUCAACGAAUAUUCGUCUACAACAUACUUGGUGCUUGAGAAGGUCAACAGUGGCGAACUUUUCCAGCGAAUCAUCAACAAGUCAAAGUUGGGUCAGGAAGAAACAAAGUCUCUCUACAGACAGCUUCUUGGCGGACUCAAAUACUUACACGAUAGCGACAUUAUCCAUCGUGAUAUUAAACCAGAGAACAUUUUGCUAGAUAUCUCUCCACGCACUAGCAGAGAUCAAAAGCAGACAGGCGCUUGGGAUGAGAACGAGUACGAUGUGCGAGUGAAAAUUGCGGAUUUCGGCUUAGCCAAAUUUAUCGGCGAACGGAAGUUCACCAAUACUCUCUGUGGAACACCAGCAUACGUUGCUCCCGAGGUCCUUAACAAUACUAGAAAUUACACGACGAAAGUGGACAUCUGGCUGGCCGGUGUUUUGCUUUACGUGUGCUUGUGCGGCUUUCCGCCUUUCAGUGACGAAUUGGCACCUCCGUCAAUGAGAGAGCAAAUUCUUGCUGGCAAGUAUGCGUUUUACUCACCAUACUGGGAUAAGAUCAGUGACAGCGCCCUAGACCUCAUUAGCAAGUUAUUAGUUACUGACCCCCAGAAGAGAUUUGACAUUCAGCAAGCGAUUGAUCACUUCUGGUUUGCUGAAGGUGGACAAGAAGAAUUUAACUACACAACCAGUGAGCAAGAGAGACCUCUUACAGAAUCUCAACCGAUUACUCUUCUGCAAAGGCAUACUUCGGAAAUACGAGAAAAGAAGGAGGAGGAUUGA
Molecule: messenger RNA, 1065 nt
Organism: Australozyma saopauloensis
Lineage: Eukaryota; Fungi; Ascomycota; Pichiomycetes; Serinales; Metschnikowiaceae
Gene: DUN1
Product: serine/threonine protein kinase
Exons: 1
Coding region: 1-1065 (354 amino acids)
Biological process (GO): protein phosphorylation; cellular response to oxidative stress
Molecular function (GO): ATP binding; calcium/calmodulin-dependent protein kinase activity
Source: RefSeq, a predicted model, not a curated record